GAUUGUUUGCCUAUGACAGCAUUGAUAAGAAAUCAAUACUGCUGAAUAUCUAAACCAGUAAACGGCUACGGAUUCUGGCAUCUGGAAAUUUGUGGUCUAUCCCGGGCGCUGCUCUUCCCGUAGGAAUUUCUCGAGAAUGCAGUCGGAAACGACGCGAAAAACGCAGGUGCGGCGAUAUGAUACAUCUGGGUAUGCCACUCUCGUUGCUAGAUACCCGCUUUGGCACAUUAUUAGCUUAUAAACCCCCUUUACACCCAUGGAAAGAAUACGACGCAGAUUGAGUGGCCACAACUUGACAGCGGUGGACAUGGACUACGCCAACCACCCGCCGUUGGCAGACGAAGACGAAUGGACGGCGUCAACUUCCAGCACCAGCCUCCCUGGGACCGUCCCCUCCUACGAAUCAAGCCAGCUCCACCACCGUUCGAUUUCAGGCCCGUUGCACCUCAACUCGCGGUCCACAUCCAUCACCUCCCUUUCCACGUUGAUGCAAGACGACGGCCCUACUAACGCCUCACACGACCCAUCCCACAAAGAGGAACGCAAGAGCUUUCGCCGUUUGGGUCUCACAUCGCUCAACCCACGCCAGCACUUUGCACUCUCUAUGUGUCGCGAUAUCUCCUUCCUUCCGCCCGUAGUGGGCCUACUCCGGGCCUGGAAUCGCGCGUUCUUCUACUCCCCCCCGAACCAAUCGCUCAUCGACCAGCUCUCGUCUUCCACUUCGGUGGAGCACUUUCUCACGGGAAUAUGGUGUAUCGUUGCCGGCUAUCUCUCGUACUGUAUUUUGGACGGGCUCAUGGUGCGCUGGAUCGUGACAUAUUCCAUAUCCGCGGCGAUUGUCCGUAUGUUGAGCUUCUCCGCGUUGGUAAUUUCGCUCGAGCAGUUAAUUCUCACAGUGCUGGCAUCGCCGGACAAUGCUACGCACUAUCUGUUGCACAGUUGGAUCCUUAUAUCGUGCAUAAUGACUAUUGCGUACGUAUGCGAGAGCUUUGUGACGAGCAACUUGUUUAAAUCGUCCAAAAAGCGCUAUUUUGACUACUAUAAUAUUACCGUAUUUGCAGUGGUGCCCGUGGGCCUUGCCAGCUUUGCUACCAUGAUUGGAAUCUUGCGCAGCUUGAUUAUCUUGCGGCUAGACAUUGAGACACGUAGGUUUCAGUUGCAGUCCGAGUAGUAGUUUUGCCCUUGUUUCUCUUUUUUUGCUUUUCGAACGCCUUUGCAGGUCUUUUUUUUUGUUAUUGUUGGUUUAUGGUGUAAUUAACUGGGUCGUUAAUAUAUUAAUAUUAGGUAC
Messenger RNA from Babjeviella inositovora NRRL Y-12698, 1288 nucleotides. RefSeq lists its product as uncharacterized. Gene Ontology annotation, cellular component: endoplasmic reticulum membrane. The record is from RefSeq and is a predicted model, not a curated record. Bases 257 to 1171 code for a protein of 304 amino acids. NCBI's taxonomy places the organism in Eukaryota, Fungi, Ascomycota, Pichiomycetes, Serinales. The transcript has a single exon. Gene Ontology annotation, biological process: cellular response to oxidative stress; protein N-linked glycosylation.